CAACUUACUUACUUUUUCUUCGAAAAGCUAUCCAUUGAAAUGACUAGAUGGCACUCUUCCAGGACUUAAAUAAUAUAGUAUUAGUUUUAAACACAGAGUCAAAGACACUUUACCUCCGAGGAGCACCGUUUAUUUGUUCCAAACUUCACGGGGUGGUUUGGGGAAAACAAAUCCGCUUGCCAAGCUCACGGGGUCAUGAACUGGAACUAGCAGGUCUUCCAGGUGAAAGCGAGCGGACUCUUAUAGCUAUAAAGCCAGAUGGAGUUCAACGUCGUCUUGUUGGACAAAUCAUUCAGCGCUUUGAGCAGCGGGGCUUCAAGCUCGUUGGCAUGAAAAUGAUGAAGGUGUCAGAGGAUCUGCUGUCUCAGCAUUACUGUGAGCUGAGGACCAAGCCCUUCUAUCCCAGCCUGCUGCAUUACAUGACCUCAGGGCCUGUGGUUGUCAUGGUGUGGGAAGGGCACGAAGUGGUCCAGACCUCACGUAAGAUGGUGGGCCACACUAAUCCAGCUGAGGCCCAAGCAGGCACAGUUAGAGGAGAUUUCAGCAUUCAUGUCAGCAGGAAUGUGGUUCAUGCCAGUGAUUCACUGGAGGGCGCACAGAGAGAGAUCCAGCUGUGGUUUCAAGGAAAGGAGCUCCUGAACUGGGACUGCUGUGACCAGACCAGCACCUGUGAGGUGUGAACACAAACGCAGAGAGAAUCAGUAAUACUACCUCUUCUCCUGCUGCUCAAAGGUCUGUCUCUUGUGACAGUGUGACCACAGUGAUUGAAAAAAUUAGUCGUGUUCAUAGCAAAUAAUUUACCUCAGUAGGUGCACUUAGAAUCGCAGUUUUUGUUGAAACAAAUUUGACUGUGUUUUCAAUUUAUUACCAACUCCAUGCACAUAAAUGUAUAGCUGUUACAUCUCUCACUGAACAGCUAUAAUAUUUAAAUUUAUUAAACAUGAAUGACGGAUGCAGAGAUUCAAUGGCUCAGUACCUGAUUUCGCAGCUGAAAUAUUGCAUGUGGCUCAAAGUGGGCGGAACAUCAGAAUAUAUCCCACAGUAUCCGAACACGUCUAAGUCCUUCUGACUGAUGGAUCAAAUUUGAUGUGAUUUUUUUUAUUUGAUUCUGGCUUUUAUCCCAAAGUCAUAGUUAACAGUAAUCUAAAUAGCUAUUUAGUUACAAAUUACUUUGUCAGAUCAAUACCAAAUUUAAGUAUUGCCAAGCAAUAAAGUAAGAUCUCAUUUGAACAUAAUCUAACAAAGCCUUGCUAUGAAGUAAGUAAACUGCUGUAUAAAUUUUUUUAAAUUUAACAAAUUAUGUGUAGUGGUGUUUUUGGGAGUAAGGCGUUCAACAAAUCAAAAUAGUUGACUUAGACAUAGUUCAAGUAAACAAUUAACUAACUAGAGUAAUUAAGUGCAUUUGUGUAACUGAAGUUGUUAUGCAAUCCGCCUACCUCUGGUUAAAACUACUUGUCUGAAAUGGGCGUAGCUGUUCGUAGUUAAGCCAAAAUCAAAUAAUCACUGUUACCACUAAAACAUCUGACCUCUAGUGUAUGUUAUUUGUAAAAUGUGCUGGUGCUGUCAAUGUACAUACGUACUAAAGUGUGCGCUGCAUAGCUCGGCAUCAUGAUUUACCUAAACCUGCUUUUAUAGAACACAGGACAGAUUUGGCGUGUCACUCGGUUUUUUAAUACCGCUGAAAAAAAUAACUUCUGUUACUUGUCUAGAAUUCUUCACGUAAUUUUUAAAAAAUUGUAUGUUUUGAUCAUAUAACUUUUCUAUCUCAGAAUAUGUAAAGAAGGGUUGCAAUAAACUCAUAAUACAAAAAUACACGUUCCAGUAAAUCCGUUGUGUCUUCGUGUUGUAUAUUAUGUCAUGAUAUGCUCCUUAGCUAAAGUCACAAUGAAACGCACAGAAUCAGAAAUAUUUUAGUCUCCAUAAAACAGUCUGGAUUGAAAUUGUAUAUUGAUGUCAUCACUUUAAUGUGUAUUUAGUAAACAUCUGGCUGCAACAAGUGACAUUGUCUUAAUACAGGUUGAUGUGCAAGCAAUAAAAACACUGACUGAA
Micropterus dolomieu (smallmouth bass) is the source of this 2049-nucleotide messenger RNA. It is a transcript of the gene nme4, whose product is annotated as NME/NM23 nucleoside diphosphate kinase 4. The transcript is spliced from 5 exons. Gene Ontology annotation, molecular function: nucleoside diphosphate kinase activity. Lineage: Eukaryota; Metazoa; Chordata; Actinopteri; Centrarchiformes; Centrarchidae. The record is from RefSeq and is a predicted model, not a curated record. Bases 48 to 680 code for a protein of 210 amino acids. Gene Ontology annotation, biological process: CTP biosynthetic process; GTP biosynthetic process; UTP biosynthetic process.